Penicillium soppii is the source of this 1197-nucleotide messenger RNA. RefSeq lists its product as uncharacterized. The record is from RefSeq and is a predicted model, not a curated record. Lineage: Eukaryota; Fungi; Ascomycota; Eurotiomycetes; Eurotiales; Aspergillaceae. The transcript has 3 exons. Bases 1 to 1197 code for a protein of 398 amino acids.
AUGGCGACACGAAUGUCCUCACGCAAUGCCGCCCAAAAGGCCAAGGAAGCUAUCUCAAGUACUGCCGAACCGAGUGGGAAGCCUGGCACAGGCACAAAGCGAAAAGUCCCGCCUAAAGAGGCCCCACAGCCUAAAAAGGAGAAAAAAGAAGAUGUCAAACCACAGGAUAUAAAGCCAGAGGCACCGAAAGCGGAACCGAUAAGUACUUCGGUAGACGGCCCUUCAACGCCGAAGCCUGAAGAACAUAUCAAAGCUGAAGAGCCGCUUGAAGAGCAUGCACCAAGCGACCAACCCCCAAAGCAAGCGCCAAGUAUUGAAGCAGGUCUUCGCAAGUCUGAAGAGAGGGAGAACGUGGUAUCUUCCAACAUUCUUGAGAAAGGCUUCAUCUACUUUUUUUUCCGCCCACGGGUCAACGUGGAGGAUCCUCACAGCAUUGCGGACGUAGCUCGAAGCUUUUUUGUUCUCAGUCCUACGGCCCUCGGGGCUGAAUUUAAUCAUGGCCAAGGCCCUGUUGAUAAAGGCACUCAAUGUCGUUUGAUGAUGCUGCCGAAGAAGAAAUUCCCAACCUCAGGCAGAGAGCGAGAUAUGGGGUUCGUGGAAAAGGCCGGGCAAUCCAUGCAAUCUUUACAGGAAAAUUUCAUUGCUGGUAAAACAUACCAGACUGUCACAAAGGGUGAACGUCACACCGAAGAGGCCCGGCCAUACGCGGAAGGUGUCUACGCAAUCACCCACACGCCGCGGAACGCUCUUCUUGCCUACAUCCUGACCAUCCCUGCCGAAUUGGGGACUAUUCAAGAAGACUUUGGUCUUCGAGAACGCGGGAGCUGGAUUGUCCAAUCCAAGAAUCCCAAAUUUCUUGGUCCCCCGAGUGGUCGAUUACCAAAGAACCCUGAGUACCCUGCAUCAGUACUCGAGAAGUUCGGAGACCUCCGAUGGGUGCCCCUGCAACCCGAAUUUUUGGACUAUCCGAAUGCCCAAUUCCUCAUGAUCGGCGAGGGGCAGAAUGACCUUGGCAAAGCUGCGACUGCCCAGGGAGAGAAAUUGCCUCACGAGGAAGAGCCUGGCCAGGAGUUGGAGAAACUGGAAGAUGAAAAUGAGCAUCGAAUCGAUGCUCUACAAGGGGACGCGACGGUCUAUCAAGACCUGGGUUACCACGCGAAGAACUACCCGAAACUGCCCACGACUUGGAAUGUCUAA